Molecule: messenger RNA, 380 nt
Organism: Ruditapes philippinarum (Manila clam)
Lineage: Eukaryota; Metazoa; Mollusca; Bivalvia; Venerida; Veneridae
Product: regulating synaptic membrane exocytosis protein 2-like
Exons: 3
Biological process (GO): calcium ion-regulated exocytosis of neurotransmitter; positive regulation of synaptic transmission; regulation of synaptic plasticity
Cellular component (GO): cytoskeleton of presynaptic active zone; presynaptic membrane
Molecular function (GO): transmembrane transporter binding; small GTPase binding
Source: RefSeq, a predicted model, not a curated record
AGAUUUUGGUUCACUAAUCUAUGAUACUAUUUUUAGCAUCCAGUGAUAUGGCAGCCCUCAGCAGACGGCCAUCACUGGAUUGGUCAUAUGAUAUUGAAGAAAGCAGUAUUAGACGGCUCGGGAAAACCAAGUGACUCCAGUGUGCUAGGUUUGAAAAUUGUUGGCGGUCGUAUGACUGAUGCCGGAAGUUAUGCUGCCUACAUCACCAAAGUGAAAAAAGGUUCAAUAGCAGAUACCGUCGGUCAUUUACGAGCAGGUGAUGAAGUUAUUGAAUGGAAUGGCCGUUCCUUACAAGGUGCAACAUUUGAGGAGGUGUGUGACAUUGUCUUAGAAUCAAAACAAGAACCACAAGUUGAGCUGAUUGUUCAUAGGAGUAAAAG